GCGUGCCUCCUUGCAGCCUCCGGAGCUCAGGGCGGGGCGACGCCGCGCAGCAGCAGCAGCUUCAUCACCGCUGACCGACACCGACCUCCUGCUCGUCUCCAGGCCGCGGCAUGGACGCCGGAGCCCGGCCUGUUUCCUCUGAAUCUCCGCGCGUCCGGUUCGAGCGGCGGUCCGAACUGAAGAAGGUUCUGAUCCAGUGAGGAUGAAGAUGAUGGUGAUGAUGGUGUGCAGUUAGAGCUGCGGAGCGGAAACAAACCGCAGACGGAUCCGUGCGUGGAGCCCCGCGCUCCGAUGCUGCAGAAAAAUCGCCAUUGUUUGGAUGCGCAGCAGACUGAGAGAGAAAACCCGACCGACACCGACACCGCCGGACCCACUCACACCAUGACGGCACCGCUGCUGCUUACGGUGUGUCUGCUCGGCCUCACCCAGAGCGUCUCGGCGUUCCAGGCGUCCGUGAACGACGACGGUUUGAUCGUGGUGACACUCGAGCGUUCGGACCUGCAGGAGAACGUCACAGCAUACGCGGCUCAGAUCUCCGGAGAACCCCGACCCGUCCUGGUCCAGUUUGUGAACACCAGCGAGCCUCUACUGUUCAACACGUCGCUCCAUGGUCUGUGCUACACUGUGGGACUGCUGGUGAAACGGGGACAGAGCUGGUCCAGACCCGUCAAGGCCGUGUCCGUGCUCACGAAGCCGCUUCCUGUCCUCACCGCUCACAUAUCGGACUAUAAGGAGUCUCCAGAGACCGGCGUGGUGUUUGAAAUCGAGCCUCCAGCCGGAAACGUUUUCAGCAGAGUCAACAUCAGUUACAUCGAAGGACAGGAGCGACGAUCCAUGCUUUAUAAAGAUUUCUAUAAGGGGAAGACGGUGUUCAAACACUGGUUACCGGGCAUGUGUUACCGUAACAUCACCUUCCAGCUGAUCUCUGAGGUCACAGUGUACCAGACUGCCCUGGUUACACACAGUGACAUCACACACACACCUCUACAGCACAGGACAGUCCCGUACCCGCCCCUCAACAUUUCCCGUAAGAUCGUUCACCUGAGCCAGAGGACGGCGCCCGAUGACGCCUCCAGCGUCGCCCCUCCUGAGGGGGACGGGGAGAGCCAGCCAGCCUCGCGUCGAGCCCGGGAGGUCCCCCUGAUGGAGGAGGAAGAGGAGGAGAACACCUCUGAGGAGGCGGCAGGGGCCGCCACUCAGGUUCCCUUCAACCCAACACACAACCUGACCAACACCAACGGCGUCAACCGGACCACCCAGAGCUACUGGCUGGACCCGACCGACCCAUCUCCCGCUGACAAGGAUGACGAGUUCGUCAACGCCGUGGUGUCGGAGUACGAGGACUCCAACGAGCCCGGUUCAGCCAUGGGUCUGCCCAACGAGGCGUCGGUGCUGCCCACCAAACUGCCCCCAAUCCUGCUGGAGCUGCGCUGGCUGCCACCGCGACCUCCGAGCAGCUACGACGGCUUCAACGUCUACAUCUACAGAGACGGUAACUCGACAGAAACUGCCACCGUGGACGAAAACACUCACAACUUCUUCACCGAGCUGACGGAGCCGGGAACGCACCGGGUCCAGGUCACCACGCUCAGUUCGUCCGGAGACUGCGAGGCCCGAGAGAGCACCGCCGACACCGGCUUCACCUUCUACCUCAGUCCCGGUGGCGAGCUGUUGGAGGAGCUCCGGGAGCGUCCGCAGGCCGUCAGCGUCAGACUGUUGGACUCCAGCACCGCCGCGGUCUCCUGGGCGCCGUCCUCCGAGAACCACAACGGCAGCCUGGUGUCGGUGAUCUCCACCACGUGCCUCCGGCCGAGCCUGAGCCAGAGGAUGGAGAGCACGUACUGCAGCGAGGAAAACACGACGAGUGACGUCAUCACGAGCCUGACGCCGGGCGCUCAGUACCGGGUGGUGGUCUAUCACACCAACGGGCCUCUGCUCAGUCCUCCGUCUGAACCCGUCAUCAUCGACAUCGAGCCCACAGGUGUGCGCGAGCUCGCCGUCUACCCGCUGAGUCCGACCGCCGUCAUCCUGAGCUGGCAGCGUCCGUACCACGUGGCCUUCAGGAAGUACGUCCUGCAGACCUUCUUCUUCAACCCCGUCACGCUCGCCUCAGAGUGGACCACCUACUACGAGAUCGCCGCCACCGCCUCCGUCAUCGCCUCCGUGAGGGUGACCGACCUGCUGCCCGCCUGGUAUUAUAAUUUCCGUGUUUCCAUGGUGACGUGGGGCGACCCGCCGCUCAGCUGCUGCGACAGCUCGACGGUCAGCUUCGUUACAGCUCCGGAGGCGCCGCACAUCUCCUCCGUGGAUUACUCUCACGGCGUCCUCUACGUGCGCUGGACGUACGGCGAGCUCUUCAUCGACCUAUCACACUCCAGGAUGCUGCACUGGCAGGUGGCGGCCGUCGGCAAGAAAGGACCCGAGAGGAGCUACUCCAUCGACGUGAGUGUUCUGGUCCGGUUCUGGUGUCAGUGUUCUCCUCUUUGGUUCCGGUGUCAGUGUUCUCCUCCUCCGUGGUUCCGGUGUCAGUGUUCUCCUCUUUGGUUCUGGUGUCAGUGUUCUCCUCCAUGGUUCUGGUGUCAAUGUUCUCCUCCGUGGUUCUGGUGUCAGUGUUCUCCUCCUCUUUGGUUCCGGUGUCAGUGUUCUCCUCUUUGGUUCCGGUGUCAGUGUUCUCCUCUUUGGUUCUGGUGUCAGUGUUCUCCUCCGUGGUUCCGGUGUCAAUGUUCUCCUCCGUGGUUCCGGUGUCAAUGUUCUCCUCCGUGGUUCCGGUGUCAGUGUUCUCCUCCGUGGUUCUGGUGUCAAUGUUCUCCUCCGUGGUUCCGGUGUCAGUGUUCUCCUCCGUGGUUCUGGUGUCAAUGUUCUCCUCCGUGGUUCCGGUGUCAAUGUUCUCCUCCGUGGUUCCGGUGUCAAUGUUCUCCUCCGUGGUUCCGGUGUCAGUGUUCUCCUCCGUGGUUCUGGUGUCAAUGUUCUCCUCCGUGGUUCCGGUGUCAGUGUUCUCCUCCGUGGUUCCGGUGUCAAUGUUCUCCUCCGUGGUUCCGGUGUCAAUGUUCUCCUCCGUGGUUCUGGUGUCAAUACGGCAUCCAGAACCCCCAACUAUCAGACACCACCCAAAUCCCCAUAGGUAUCUACUGCACGGACACCCCCUACUGCGUCGCUGCCUUGCCACAGGAAUCUAUUCAACCUCGGCCCACUGUGGAGAAGUGGUAA
Molecule: messenger RNA, 3207 nt
Organism: Larimichthys crocea (large yellow croaker)
Lineage: Eukaryota; Metazoa; Chordata; Actinopteri; Sciaenidae
Product: receptor-type tyrosine-protein phosphatase O-like
Exons: 13
Coding region: 292-3207 (971 amino acids)
Biological process (GO): axon guidance; negative regulation of canonical Wnt signaling pathway; peptidyl-tyrosine dephosphorylation involved in inactivation of protein kinase activity
Cellular component (GO): GABA-ergic synapse; plasma membrane; glutamatergic synapse
Molecular function (GO): Wnt-protein binding; protein tyrosine phosphatase activity; cadherin binding
Source: RefSeq, a predicted model, not a curated record